Messenger RNA from Fusarium mangiferae, 876 nucleotides. RefSeq lists its product as uncharacterized. Bases 1 to 876 code for a protein of 291 amino acids. The record is from RefSeq and is a predicted model, not a curated record. Lineage: Eukaryota; Fungi; Ascomycota; Sordariomycetes; Hypocreales; Nectriaceae. The transcript is spliced from 2 exons.
AUGUCCACCUCACAGUAUCUCCAAUAUCUCAACAGGGAUGGCUUUGUGGUCAUCAAGUCAAUCGUGAGCAGGGAUAAGCUCGAUGCUCUUCGUGAGGUCAGCUCAAAGGCCACUCAGCUUGCUCGUGAAGGGCAUUGGCCUUACGUACGGACUGUAGGAAAACAAUUCCCACCAUGGGAUGCCAGUCAGGCACGUGAGCACGGAAUAUGGGGUGUCCAACAUCUCAUGAACCCUGAUCUCCCUGGUCAUGAGCUAUUCGCAGAGCUGUACUUCUCUGAAGCCAUUCUCGGCAUUGUGAAGCAGCUUCUGCAAUGCCAAGACGACCAUCUCGUGAUGGAGCUGUUCAACAUGCUUGUCAGACCAGAAAGGGAUUUUGAGUUGAGGUGGCAUCGCGAUGACAUCCCCGCUGAGGCUAGCGAGGACGAGGAGAUGGAGCGUCUUGGCAAGCAUGCCUACCAUGCUCAGUAUAACUUCGCUUUAUGGGAUGAUGAUUCUCUCAUCGUCGUGCCUGGCUCGCACAAGCGCGCUAGGACCUCGACUGAGCGAAACGCAGAUCCCUUUUCCAAGUCCUUGCCAGACCAGCUUAUCGUCAAGCUGCAGCCCGGCGAUAUUGUCUUUUAUAACAACAAUAUUCUGCACCGCGGGGCUUACAGCAGCAGCAAGGAGCGAAUGACACUACACGGCUCUGUUGGCCAUGUGCAGGGCAGCACUCUUCGAGCGAGGAACGUUCUACAGCAUGGAAUUGGUAACUGGGUUGACAAAUGUGCUUUCGAGUCGCUCCCGGAGGAAGAUAGGCGCAGGGCCGACGGUAUGAGACAGCGCCUAAUCCAGCUUGGCAGUGAGAGUGGUCAGGUUGGUUACUCACUCCAAGGCUGA